CUUUUGUUAAAAAGAAAGUGCAGCCCACAGGCCAUUUGGAAUUGUGAGCCCUACCCACAAUGGUUCAUAUAUUUGCUUAACCAGGCUUCGCUUAGCAGCCCAAAAAGAAACAACAGCAAACAUGACUAACACGUGCCAAAAAGUAGCGUCACCUGUUAGACCGUUUCUCGUUUUUAAACUCACUACAAAACAAACCUAAAACACAGCAUAACAACAAAAACAGAAAAGAAAAAAAAAAAGAACACCCAUUUCGUAGUUCUCUAGGUUUUUUUAUUUUUAAUUUUCUUUUUAAUUUCAGAACUCUGUAAUUGGGUUACAAGUGUUGAGUUCGGAUUCUGAUUCUUCGCGUCAAAAUCUUAACUUUCUUUUUGCUUUCCUUUCCAUAUUCCGAUAUCGCAUUGUCUCUGUAAAUACAAAGAAACGCCCUGUCGUUUUCAAUCCAAAUCUUCAACAACAUCUCCACUUCCUUUCCACUUCAAAUUCCUCUCUCUAUUAAUAUAUACAUGUCUCUAUCAUCUGGGGUUGGUGACGUGAUUCCAUAGUAGAACCAUUUACUAGUGAUUUUGAUUCUAUCUUCUUGUGCAUACUUUCCUUUUUCUCUCUCCUGACACUUGAAUAUCAGAAUCAAAUCCCUAGUUCUUUUUUUUUUUUGAGUUGGGUUCUAACAGAUUUGGACUAUUGAUUCAUUCCCAUUGAUCUCAAAGAUUAAAUAUUUUCGAUUUUAAUUCAUUUAAAUAUUUUCGAUUUUAAUUCAUUCUUUCGUCCAAGCUUUUAUCAAAUCGUUAUUUGAUCUUUUCGGUUUGUUGGACCCUAAUGCCGUUUUUAUUUGAUUCUUGGUAGUGGGUUCCUCUCCGUAUCAAUCUUUAUCAAAAGUUCGAUUCUUUUAGGUGAUUAUUACAAUUAGGUUUCUUAUUGGUAUCAAUCUUUGUCAAAACUUCGGUUUUUUAGGUGAUGACUACUGCUUUUGGGUUUUUUUUCUUUUAAUGUUUACGUUAAAACAGUUAUAAUCUUGAAUCAAAGUAAGAGCUUGCAGCUUAUUGUAGUAAGACGUGGAGAUUAAUUGAAUGAAGUGAGAUAAUGGCAAGGUAUAGAGAAGACAAGGAAUAUGGACCAGAUAGGCAUAUGGGUUUGCUUAAAUUGGUGCAAAUUUUAUCUUUUCUAGUUAUUUUUGUUGCCGGUAUAAUCAUAGGAUUGGCAACAAGUUCUCAUAUCAAUCAGUACUUUACUUCACAAGCAAGGCUGUUUUUCACUAACAAUAUAGCAGCAACAAAAAUCCCUGGUGAUAAUUGCACAAUUUUGAAACCUUGCAAGGCUGUUGAUUGUUUGAGUAUGGAGACUUUUCUUCAUCCAAAGAACCUGACUCAUAGAAUGACUGAUCAGGAGCUUUUUUGGAGGGCUUCUUUGAUGCCAUAUAAGGAUGAGUAUCCCUUUAAUAGGGUGCCUAAAGUAGCUUUCUUGUUUUUGACUAGAGGGCCUUUGCCUAUGUUGCCAUUGUGGGAGAGGUUCUUUAGAAGUCAUGAGAAGUAUUUCGCUAUCUAUGUUCAUACACCUCGGAAUUACGUCCUCAAUGUUUCAACUGAUUCUCCAUUCUAUGGAAGGCAGAUCCCAAGUCAGGAUGUUGAAUGGGGAUCAGUGUCACUGGUUGAUGCUGAGAAGCGCCUUCUAUCCAAUGCCCUGCUGGACUUCUCAAAUGAACGGUUUGUUCUUCUCUCAGAGAGCUGCAUCCCGGUUUAUAAUUUCCCGACAGUCUACCGGUAUCUAAUCCAUUCUGAAUAUAGCUUUGUUGAGUCAUAUGACGAUCCGACUCGUUAUGGGCGUGGCCGCUACAACCGUAAAAUGCUUCCUGAUAUUAGGCUUUACCAGUGGAGGAAGGGGUCUCAGUGGUUUGAGAUUCAACGCGCCCUGGCAGUUUAUAUGGUAUCAGACACCAAAUACUAUUCCAUCUUCAAAAGAUACUGCAGGCCUGCCUGCUAUCCCGAUGAGCAUUACAUUCCAACUUACCUGAACAUGUUUCACGGGUCACUCAAUGCAAAUCGUACUGUGACCUGGGUAGAUUGGUCGUUUGGGGGCCCACAUCCGGCAACGUACAUGGGGAUUAAUGUUACAGAAAGUUUCAUACAAUCUAUUCGGAAUAACAAGACACAGUGUUCUUAUAAUUCGGAGAUGACAUCCGUCUGUUACCUCUUUGCUCGAAAGUUUCAUCCGAGCGCCCUAGAGCCCUUGCUUAACCUCACCUCAACAGUAAUGGAAUUUUGAUCAUAUUUUGUUUUUUUUGGUAGAGGUGCUACAUCAUUCCUGCAGUGAUCCUAGAGCUUCGUGGUGCUGCUUUCAUAGCACCCCAGAAGAUCUUUUUUUUUCUAUGGGCAAAAUUGUACAGUUAGUUUAUUUUUUCUAGGUCCCUGGGAUUCGUCACCAUUAAGAGAAAUGGUAUUUUGUCAAACAAAUUUUGAGAGUAUUGGCAAAAGUUUUGAAAGAGAAGCAACAAACAGAGAGUUAAUGUUAACUAGUCGCAUUUGCGAAGUUCAGACCCGAUUAAAAAUUAAUCUUAUAUAUAUAUAUUUCUAAA
Ricinus communis (castor bean) is the source of this 2566-nucleotide messenger RNA. RefSeq names its product glycosyltransferase BC10. Gene Ontology annotation, molecular function: glycosyltransferase activity. The record is from RefSeq and is a predicted model, not a curated record. The transcript is spliced from 2 exons. NCBI's taxonomy places the organism in Eukaryota, Viridiplantae, Streptophyta, Magnoliopsida, Malpighiales, Euphorbiaceae. Gene Ontology annotation, cellular component: membrane. The coding region runs from base 1078 to 2256 and encodes 392 amino acids.